Cavenderia fasciculata is the source of this 1914-nucleotide messenger RNA. It is a transcript of the gene ddx18, whose product is annotated as putative RNA helicase. The transcript is spliced from 2 exons. Gene Ontology annotation, biological process: maturation of LSU-rRNA from tricistronic rRNA transcript (SSU-rRNA, 5.8S rRNA, LSU-rRNA). The record is from RefSeq and is a predicted model, not a curated record. Gene Ontology annotation, cellular component: nucleolus. Gene Ontology annotation, molecular function: ATP binding; RNA helicase activity; nucleic acid binding. Bases 1 to 1914 code for a protein of 637 amino acids. Lineage: Eukaryota; Evosea; Eumycetozoa; Acytosteliales; Cavenderiaceae.
AUGGUUCAGAAAAAGAGAAAAGAGAUUGAUGGGGAAUCAUCCUCCUCGUCAGUAUCUCAAAAAGUCGAAAAUAUAGUAGCUACUACAGCAAAGAAAGUUGUCAAGAAACAAAAGAAUGCUGCCAGUGGUAAUAAUAAUAAUAGUAAUAGUAACAAUAAGCAAUCUGAAAUUGAACGUUUAGCAUCUGCAAAAUCAACACAAGAAAAGGAACAAGUCAAGUCUGUCGUACCAUCACUCGAACAAGAACAAGAUAGAAACCAAAAAAAGAAAAAUAUAGUUCAACAAAUACAAGAAAAGAAAUCAUUAAAACAACAACAAGAACAAGAACAAGAUGAUGAUGAAGAAGAAGAACAAGUUGAACAAGAACAAGAACAAGAAGAAGAAAAUAAUAAUAAUGCCGAUAAUGUUACUGCUGAAGAAUUAGGAAUUGAAGGUAAUAUUGAAUUUGAAAAGUUACCAAUUGAAGAAAAGACAAAGUUGGCAAUUGCAACGAUGGGAUUCAAGACAAUGACACCAAUUCAAGCAAAGUCGAUUGUACCAUUACUCCAAGGACGUGAUAUGUUGGGUGCUGCUCGUACGGGUUCGGGCAAGACAUUGGCAUUCCUUAUCCCCGCCAUCGAGGUGUUGGUCAAGUCCAACUUUUAUCCACGUAAUGGAACCGGUGUCAUUAUCAUGUCGCCAACACGUGAGUUGGCUUUGCAAAUCUACGGUGUCGCUGCCGAGUUGAUGGCUCACCAUUCACAGACACACGGUAUCAUUAUGGGCGGUGCCGACAAAAAGGCCGAGGCUGAGCGUCUCGUCAAGGGUGUCAACUUGCUCGUUGCCACUCCCGGUCGUUUGUUGGACCACUUGCAAAACACACGUGGAUUCGUUGUCAAGAACCUCAAGUGUCUUGUCAUUGAUGAGGCUGACCGUAUGCUCGAAGUUGGUUUCGAAGAGGAGAUGCAUCAGAUUGUCAAGCUCCUCCCCAAGGAGCGUCAGACCAUGCUCUUUUCGGCCACUCAAAGCAACAAGGUCGACGCUAUUGCCCGUGUGUCGUUUAGAAGCGACCCAGUCUACGUCGGUGUCGACGACGACCGUCAAGUAUCGACCGUCGAGGGUUUGGAGCAAGGAUACGUCGUCUGUCCAUCCGAGAAGCGUUUCCUGCUCCUCUACACAUUCCUCAAAAAGAAUCUCAACAAAAAGGUAAUCGUUUUCUUCUCUUCAUGUAACUCUGUCAAGUUCCACGCCGAACUCCUCAACUACAUCGAUAUCCCAGUCUUGGCGUUCCACGGCAAACAAAAGCAAACGUUGCGUACCAACACCUUUUACGAGUUUGUCAAUGCCCAAAAGGGAAUCCUUCUCUGCACCGACGUCGCUGCUCGUGGCGUAGAUAUCCCCUCGGUUGACUGGAUCAUCCAAUACGACCCACCUGAUGAUCCCAAGGAAUACAUCCAUCGUGUCGGUCGUACCGCCAGAGGCACCGGCAAAAAGGGACGUGCCCUCAUGUUUUUGUUGCCACAAGAACUCGGUUUCCUCAAGUACCUCAAGCUCGCCAAGGUGCCCCUCAACGAGUACGAGUUCCCCCAAAAGAAGGUAUCCAACGUGCAAGAACAGCUCGAGAAGCUCAUCUCGCACAACUUUUACCUCCACAACUCGGCCCGUGACGCCUACCGUAGUUACAUUCUCUCGUACGCCUCUCACUCGCUCAAGGACAUCUUUGACGUCAACAGUCUCCAACUCGGCCACGUCUCGAUUGCCUUUGGCUUCCAAAACCCACCCAAAAUCCCACUCACCAACAUCAUCUCCACCUCUGCUCUCAGCAAAUACGAAUCAAAGGACAAGGCUCAAAGACCUGGUGGUUCUCGUGAUCGUUCUCAACCAGCUUCUUACACUCGUAAUGGUUUUUCUGAAGAAAAUCCAUAUGGUAAAUAA